AUGGAGCCACAUACGGGCGAUGUGCCUGGUACUCACCAUGCGAUUCUUUACCAGGACGGUGGCCACGCGCAGAGAGAGGCGCCUAAGUAUGGACCUGAACUUCCGGAGAUUUGCUGGCUAGAAGCAAAGUCAGGUGGUAAAUCCAUCCCACGUGCUGAGAUCACAGCACCCGACGAUGCUGUUAGAUCACUGCUGUCGGACGCCAAGCACGAGCUCAAACACACGAGAUAUUUUCUUCGAUCAUCGGUAUCCAGUUCAUCUGCCCCCCAGUCGACCCGAGCUACGAAGAGAAACAGACCCAAGAAACAAGCCAUGGUGAUUGAACUCAAGCCAAUCCGAGACGUCAAGAACAGGGUUUCCAAGAAGAAGGGAAAGGAUAAGGAACACGAGUCAAGGCGCGUUCGCAUUCUAGCAGGCUUAGCCAAGAGCCAGCUCGAGCGGACUUCAAACGACGCCUGCGAGGCCGGCAGUAUCGACAAACCCGAUGUAGAAGCAUCUUGUUAUCCUCGUAUCAAGGUCAACGACCUCGUGGGAGCGGCCGAACACGCAGCGAGACUGAUGAACCCUGAAUACUCCUCGUCAGUACCUCGACUCGUCUUCUGGGCUGACGGGUCCUGGAAGUCAGUCAACUAUCCGCUCUCAGGGGCUGGUGUUGCAUACAAACGCUAUCUCGAGCCUGAAUCUCCUUGGAUUUUUAACGCCUAUGGCAUGUACGGCUUGUGCAGCCCCAAGGAUGCGGAGCUAUUCGCAAUCGAGCGGGCGCUACGAAUCGCCUUCCAGGAGGCACAACUAUGCUGCAGACCAGCUGCUGAGGGAGACCAUAGCGGAGAAGAGUUAUUUCCCACUGUCUUUGUCCUCACCGAUUCACAGCCAUCGCUUCGCGGGAUAGACGAAGGUACCCGGGGUGCUAAACGGCCUAGUUGCCUCGUCAACAGCAUUCUUGACGGCAUGCAACAGCUGGGCAAGCUGGGUGUCCUGGUCGAACUCCAUUGGGUCCCUGGCCACACCAACGUUGAGCAUCUUCUUGGAAAUAAAUACGCGGACCAGCUGGCUCUACUUGGAAGACAGUGCGUGUUGGAGUGGCAACCCGAGAUGGCGUACGAACACCGCGGGAAAUUCCUUGAGGCCUUUCGGACACCAGUACCUUUUGGACUACAACUUGAGACCGGUGCUGUCAGGAUUAAGCAGACGAAGAGGAUGAUAUCAUCGAAUGGUUUGCCACUAUCGCAAGAGACAUCAUUACCGAAACAACUGGCAUCGUCACGUAUAGUCGAGCCCGAGAACCUGGGUCCCUGCCUCAUCGGUGCGGACCUGGGAGGCGAGCCCAUAUAUCACCGUGGGCCGGGGCUAGAUGUGAAUGAUAGCGUCACAGAUGAUGAGUUGGAAAUCGUGAUGUGA
Molecule: messenger RNA, 1398 nt
Organism: Neoarthrinium moseri
Lineage: Eukaryota; Fungi; Ascomycota; Sordariomycetes; Amphisphaeriales; Apiosporaceae
Exons: 2
Coding region: 1-1398 (465 amino acids)
Molecular function (GO): RNA-DNA hybrid ribonuclease activity; nucleic acid binding
Source: RefSeq, a predicted model, not a curated record